Messenger RNA from Rubroshorea leprosula, 510 nucleotides. The record is from the annotation of a GenBank genome assembly. Lineage: Eukaryota; Viridiplantae; Streptophyta; Magnoliopsida; Malvales; Dipterocarpaceae.
GAGACUGCCUGAAUUUACUUCCCACGCUUUUUGGCAGGUCAUGUAUGAUGCUUCUGGUGUAAGACUUCAUGCUGGUCGUCAGGCUGAGUUACUGAAUCAGAUUGUUUGUGAGCUACCUCCUGAGCACCCUCUUUCCAAUGCUAGACCUCUUCGAGAUUCACUUGGCCAUACUCCACUUCAGGGUCUUGCAGGUGCUGUAUUGGGAUGUGUAGUAGCGUUCGUUGUGAGAAAUUCCAAUUGAGUGAAGGUGGAUGGUGAUGUCUGAUUUGCCAUAUUGUUUUGCUUGAACCCCGUUUUCACUGUUCACGUGUAUUAGUAUUCUUUGUUUCCUGAGCAUUUUCUUUGGAGCUAGCAAACCAAAAUGCCUUCAUUUUGCUUCAGUUCACAGUCUUUUGAGGUAGAGACUUUUCUAGUUCAGUUAAAAGAUGAAAAUUAGAAUAGACUCAUAUCUCAGCUAUGCGAUGUGUAGUGGUAAAGGAAUAUAUAAUUCAAUGAAAUUGAAUUUAAUUG